Messenger RNA from Salvia hispanica, 697 nucleotides. It is a transcript of the gene HTA12, whose product is annotated as histone H2A 12. Gene Ontology annotation, molecular function: protein heterodimerization activity; DNA binding; structural constituent of chromatin. Gene Ontology annotation, cellular component: nucleosome. The record is from RefSeq and is a predicted model, not a curated record. Lineage: Eukaryota; Viridiplantae; Streptophyta; Magnoliopsida; Lamiales; Lamiaceae.
CCACCCUCACUAUUUCACCUCCAUCAAUCGAUCCCAAUUUGCACCAAAAUUACGAAAUGGACACCGGCGGAAAAUUGAAGAAGGGAGCUGGCGGAAGGAAGGGCGGCGGCCCGAAGAAGAAGCCGGUCACCCGCUCCGUCAAGGCCGGCUUGCAGUUUCCGGUCGGCAGAAUCGGCCGGUAUUUGAAGAAGGGCCGUUACUCGAAGCGUGUGGGGACCGGCGCGCCGGUUUACUUGGCCGCCGUGCUUGAGUAUCUCGCAGCUGAGGUGUUGGAGUUGGCAGGUAAUGCUGCAAGAGACAACAAGAAAAACAGGAUCAUUCCAAGGCAUGUGCUGCUAGCUGUGAGGAACGAUGAGGAGCUUGGGAAGCUUCUGGCUGGAGUCACCAUUGCUCACGGUGGAGUUCUACCGAACAUCAACCCGGUUCUUCUACCUAAGAAGUCGGAGAAGGCGGCAGAGAAGUCACCGAAAUCUCCAUCAAAGGCGACAAAAUCUCCCAAGAAGGCUUGAUGAUGUUUGUGGAUGCUGUUCCCAGGAAGAAGGAAGUCCUAGUGUUGUGGUUGAAUGGCAUUAUGUAAUUUGAAUUGUUGUUGGUUAUGUAGGAAAGUAGGCUGUUGAUAAAUGGAUUAACAAUCUGUGUACUAUCUUGUUGUAUUGUUUGUUGUUAGAAUUGAAUGGAAAUGACUUUAGAUUUUCAA